This is a messenger RNA of Striga hermonthica, 1725 nucleotides long. Lineage: Eukaryota; Viridiplantae; Streptophyta; Magnoliopsida; Lamiales; Orobanchaceae. The record is from the annotation of a GenBank genome assembly.
AUGUGCAUCGAUCAGGAGUGCGUGCUCUGCCGCUCGGCCAACUUAAGAUCGAACGGUCUACCCGUGGCUCCCAGUACUGGUCUUCCAUCCGAACAGACGUCAGGUUUUCCUCCCAUGCCUUUCGUGCCAAAUGUGCGUUUGGUGAAUGAUCGCGGCCUCUCUACAGGUCAGAAUCACUCCUCCAGACGGGGUCGUGCCUCAGGUCGUGGGUACAGAGAUGGGCGCCACAUGCUUCUUAACUUACCUAUGGUAGCUGCGACUCUACGGUCGCGGAGUGAUUGCCUUCACUGUGGCACUUUGAGAUUACAGUUUGAAACACCUAAAUUUUGUUGUGCUGAAGUUGAUGGUGAGGGGAGUGAGGAGUCGAGCCACAGGGACAUUCGUGUUAGCAGUGUGGCGGGAGGUUCGCAUAGCAUCCAAUACUAUUAUGGUUGUUAUGAUCCCUUACAGUAUCCUCUUCUUUUUCCUUUUGGCCAGGUGGGCUGGCAUCAGGGAAUAGAAAAGAUAGGGGUGGCGGCUCCUGCAAGGCCGAACCAACGAUGCAGCUCUGUUCGUUCAGUUGUCCCAGCUGGUGCAAUAGACGCUGAUGAUUUGCUGUUUCGUGAAGAGACUGCACGCAUUGAUAGUAAACAAAAAGGCGCUUUCUUUAUUGAUGGCCCUGGUGGAACUGGUAAAUCAUUCCUUUAUAGGGCUUUAUUGGCAACCAUCCGUUCUAGAGGUAAUAUAGCGUUAGCAACAGCAACCUCUGGAAUCGCUGCAUCCAUAUUGCCGGGUGGCAGGACAGCUCAUUCUAGGUUUAAAAUUCCCAUUGAUUUGUCCGCUUUAAAGACAUGCAGAAUAAGCAAGCAGAGCAGCCUAGGUUGUUUGGUUAGAGAGAGCAAACUCAUUGUUUGGGAUGAGGCCCCCAUGGCAAAAAGAGAAGCUAUUGAAGCGCUAGAUGAUGCUUUGCAAGAUUUGUGUGGAUCUGAUGCUAUUUUUGGUGGAAAAGUUGUGGUAUUUGGUGGUGAUUUUAGACAGGUGUUGCCGGUUAUUAGACGCGGCAAUAGAAAGGACACCAUAGCUGCAUGCAUUACUAGCUCUGAUCUAUGGCCAUGUUUGGAGAAACUUCGUCUUGUUGAAAACAUGCGUGCACGUUUAGAUCCUCUUUAUACAGCUUUUUUGUUGAGAGUUGGAAAUGGUGAGGAAAAAACUUUUGAUGACGAGUUAAUAAAGAUACCGGAAUCCCUUGCAUUGGAUGAUCCAUUGCACGAGUCCUCAUUAGAUGGCCUCAUCAAUACUGUUUAUCCUGAUAUUAUGAAUGCAUGUGCCAGUAAUUUAACAGUUAAUCGAGCAAUUUUAACAACAAAAAAUGUAUUUGUCGAUGAACUCAAUAGAAAACUCAUAGCGACUUUUCCUGGUGAGUUGGUGGAGUACCUAAGUUUUGAUAAGGUUGUCAAUCCAGCACAUGACGCGGAAUAUGGUGACCUCAUCAAUUCCCUCACGCCAAGUGGUUUGCCGGAGCAUAGCCUACAGCUGAAAGUAAAUGCACCAGCCACAUCGAGUAUCACUUUAGCGAUUCCUCUCGGGCAAACGUUAGACUUGGCGAGGAAAAAUAUGUGCCUCCUGCGAUUGAAGGACACGACAAUAACUCGUGACGGCUACGACUUCGUUGAUGACAAUCCCUUAUUGAGGGGUCUGUCUACAGCCUCAGAUUUUGCGCCCCAUGCAUCUCGAGUGAACCAGUGA